Molecule: messenger RNA, 825 nt
Organism: Colletotrichum graminicola M1.001
Lineage: Eukaryota; Fungi; Ascomycota; Sordariomycetes; Glomerellales; Glomerellaceae
Product: NAD-dependent epimerase/dehydratase
Exons: 4
Coding region: 1-825 (274 amino acids)
Source: RefSeq, a predicted model, not a curated record
AUGGCAUCUGAAGCAAGCCAUAUCCUCAUCACAGGUCCUGCCGGCUUCAUAGGCCAGGAGCUGAUCACCGCCCUCUUCCUCUCUUCCCACUCGAUCCACCUCACGGCAACAGACAUUACGACGCCACCCAUCCCACUUAAAUCCAUCCCCUAUGCAUCCCGCGUAACAACUGCAGUUGCGUCCCUCCUCGCGCAUCACUCCCGCUUCAACGCGAUCUAUCUCCUCCUUGGCGUCAUGUCCGGCGGCGCCGAGGGGAAUCUUGACCUCGGCCUCCGCGUCAACGUCGGCAGUCACCGUUUCUUCCUUGACCCGCUUCGUCAGGAGACCUCCCCGCACCGCGGCACAUAUCGUCAUCUUCCCAGCUCCCUGGCCGUCUACAGGCCCGCGGCGCCGGGGCAGGUCAACACCAAGUCGACGUUCACGACACCGCAGUCCUCGUACGGCGCGCAGAAGCUUAUGAUAGAGACGCUGUUCCGGGACUACUCGUGUCGCGGGCUCCUGGACGGGCGCAUCGUGCGGCCUGGGGCGCCGAGCGCGACGGCCUCGUCUUCAGCAUCCGGUAUCGUGAGGAGGUCGCUCAAGGGCGAGGAGAACGUCAUGCCUGUGCGGCAGGAGGUCGUUAACCUUCCGGGCGUCACCAUUACGGUUGCUGAUAUCCUGGAUGCCUUGGAGACUAUCGGAGGUAAAGAAGCACGAAGCUUGGUCAGAGAGGAGAGGAACCCCCAGAUCGAGGCAAUUGUGGAAAGUUGGCCGGCCUUUUUCGACAUUUCGCUAUGCGACUUCGAGCAGGACUCCAGAUUCUGUACCCAGUAUUUCGCUGGGUAG